This is a messenger RNA of Acanthoscelides obtectus, 647 nucleotides long. The record is from the annotation of a GenBank genome assembly. Lineage: Eukaryota; Metazoa; Arthropoda; Insecta; Coleoptera; Chrysomelidae.
UGGAUCACCACGCAAUAGAUAGUCUACCCCAUAAACGGCAGAGCAACCAGUAAGAGAUAUCGUUCAACUUUGUAGCGAUAUGACAAAGAAGAAGGGGAAUAGCGCAUUGAGGGAUAACAUAAUAACCUGGCGCAGCGAAUAUUUGAAAACAAUACGUGGUAUUCGCGUAAUGGGAAGACAGGAGAUUUAUUAUUUGGAUGAGACAUGAUUGAAUGAAGGUCAUUCAGUUUCUAAAGUGUCAACAAAUCUACCAUGCGUAUCAAUGCUCAAAGCAGAUUUGAUGCAAACGACUCGUCAGCACAAGGGAAGGUACACGAAAUGAGUACCUCCACUGCGAAUUCAACACAAUCGAGUCGAUAUGGGCUCAAAUAAAAAACGAGGUAGCGUGUAAGAAUAGUACUUUUAAGAUGGCGGAUGUUCGUAUUCUUUUGGAACGGUCAUUAAGGGUGUAACUGGCGACACGUGGCAGAAUUGCAUAAGGCAUGUAGUCAAAGAAGAGGAAGAGUUCUGGCAACUGGACCAUUCCAUAGAGCGGAUAAUUGAACCAGUGAUAAUUAACUUAAAUGACGACAAUUGUUCAAUUGAAUAUUCAUUUAUUAAUUUAUAUAUUUAUAUUUGCACCUAUUUACGUUAUAUAUUAUCCAUAG